Achroia grisella is the source of this 2290-nucleotide messenger RNA. It is a transcript of the gene Cdk8, whose product is annotated as cyclin-dependent kinase 8. The record is from RefSeq and is a predicted model, not a curated record. Gene Ontology annotation, biological process: protein phosphorylation. The coding region runs from base 306 to 1700 and encodes 464 amino acids. NCBI's taxonomy places the organism in Eukaryota, Metazoa, Arthropoda, Insecta, Lepidoptera, Pyralidae. Gene Ontology annotation, cellular component: mediator complex; nucleus. The transcript is spliced from 8 exons. Gene Ontology annotation, molecular function: ATP binding; RNA polymerase II CTD heptapeptide repeat kinase activity; cyclin-dependent protein serine/threonine kinase activity.
UGACAGAAAUGUGUUAUGCAGGGAUUUAACAUUGAAAUCAAUUUUAUCAGAAAAAAAAACACCUUAAAAAGCUACAAUUUAGUUUCUGUAUGUAAUUUGUGACCGGCUAUAGAAUAUAUUUUAAUUGACAACCCAACUAUACAACAAUUUAAAUUCAUUCAAUACAAAAAAUGAACUAUAUAUUAUCAUUAUAAAAAUAUUGAUAAAUCUCAACGAAGUACAUAAUAAUUUAACAUAUAAAAAUAUAUACAAGUUUGUGUUUAGAAAGUUAAUAAAAUAAAAAAAUUCAACAUUAAAGUUUGAAAAUGGGUGAUAAUUUUCAAAAUAAAACGAUGGCUCCAGUCAUGAUGGAUUAUGAUUUCAAAAUCAAAACACAAAACGAACGCUCAAAAGUGGAAGAUUUGUUUGAUUUCGAAGGUUGUAAGGUGGGACGUGGCACAUAUGGUCAUGUGUAUAAGGCUAGACGAAAAGAUGGAUCCGAUACGAAAGACUAUGCCUUGAAGCAAAUCGAAGGGACCGGUCUUUCUAUGUCGGCGUGCAGAGAAAUCGCACUUUUACGAGAACUAAAACACCCGAAUGUCAUAAAUUUAAUUAGAGUUUUCUUGUCACAUACUGACCGUAAGGUGUGGCUAUUAUUUGACUAUGCGGAACAUGAUUUGUGGCACAUUAUCAAGUUUCACCGUGCUGCUAAAGCUAACAAAAAGUCUGUUAUGGUCCCAAAGGGUAUGGUGAAGAGCUUGCUGUAUCAAAUUCUGGAUGGUAUACAUUAUCUGCACUCAAAUUGGGUUCUACAUAGAGAUUUGAAACCAGCCAAUAUCUUAGUAAUGGGUGAAGGCCCUGAGAGAGGUAGAGUGAAGAUAGCUGAUAUGGGUUUUGCGAGGUUGUUCAAUGCACCGCUAAAACCUCUAGCCGAUUUAGAUCCAGUUGUGGUUACAUUCUGGUAUAGAGCACCAGAAUUAUUGCUUGGUGCAAGACAUUACACAAAAGCUAUUGAUAUAUGGGCAAUAGGCUGCAUAUUUGCUGAAUUACUCACAUCUGAACCUAUAUUCCAUUGCCGUCAAGAGGAUAUCAAAACGAGCAAUCCUUAUCACCACGAUCAGCUUGAUAGAAUAUUCAAUGUAAUGGGUUUCCCACAAGAGAAAGACUGGGAAGAUAUCAGGAAAAUGCCAGAACAUCCUACAUUGAUUAAAGAUUUCAAAAGAUCUAAUUACCAAAAUUGUUCACUUAGUAAGUAUAUGGAUAGACAUAAAAUAAAACCUGACAGUAAAGCUUUCAGUCUUCUCCAACGUCUACUUCUGAUGGAUCCCAAUAGGCGAAUUACAUCUGAACAGGCUAUGCAAGAUCCUUACUUCACAGAGGAUCCAUUGCCUACACAGGAUGUGUUCGCUGGAUGUCCAAUUCCAUAUCCAAAGAGAGAAUUUUUGACUGAUGAUGACCAAGAUGACAAGAGUGAUUCUAAAGCGAGGCAAAAUCAACAACAACAGCAACAGCCUAAUACACAACAGAACCAAGUACAAGCGAAUAGCCACGAUCAUGCCGCAACCAACGCUAAGAGAAUGCGAAUGCAAGGACCAAACCAAGGCAACAAUGCCACGGGUGGUGGGCAGCAGGAGUUCCACCAACAACAACAAAUGAUGUUUGGAGGUCAACAACAAGGAGCCAACUCGCAGCAGCAAGGGAAUUUCCAACAGAGAUUCUAGAACAGCUAUGCACAACUCUAUUUCUAUGGUCCACAGUCAUAUUAUACGUAUUAAAUGAUGCCAAAUGCAAUGAGUUAAAAUGUUGAUUCUGAAUGUAUAGAAAAUUAUCAUCAUAUCGAAUAUAAUUUAUUCAAUAUUAAGGACAAUUUUACCUCAUCUAUACAAGUAAAAAAUAUAUUGCCUUCUCGAAUAUUCUCUUAUAUCUUCUCCCCAGUUUUAUUGCAGACUAUUUGGAACUGGGAACAAACUCAUCAACUUACACUCAAACACAGGACAAAAGAGCAUCCAAUGCAUCCGAGCAUAUGAUGUUAACUAUGUAUUUAAAUACAAUUUUGUUAUGGAUGAAUAUGACACAGUGCAUAUCCGGCUCUGUUAACAGUAUAAGCUGACCGGGUGCCUGUGGAAGAUGUUAUGAUGUAUACGACGCCAAUCGUGGAGAAUUCACUAAUAAAUAACCACGAUUGUUUCUAGGUGUUACCGCGUGUAAGUCGACCUGACAGUAAUGUAUUAUAAAUUGUUAUCCAUGGCGCCACUACGCGCCAUUAGUACCAAUCUCUUCCCACUUAACAACUAAUUAAUGUUCUAUUCUU